This is a messenger RNA of Prunus mume (Japanese apricot), 534 nucleotides long. NCBI's taxonomy places the organism in Eukaryota, Viridiplantae, Streptophyta, Magnoliopsida, Rosales, Rosaceae. The record is from RefSeq and is a predicted model, not a curated record.
GGUGCAAGGUCUCCCUCACCUCUGGCUCCACUAUUUAAACCCAUUGGAUCGGUCUGAUCAGCCUCCUCAUUAUUCUCUCUCUGUAAUUUCUUCCAAAGCUUGCGUUCGAAUCUCUCUCUCUUUCUCUCUCUCUUUCUCUCUCGGUUCGAGCUCAUCAGGUCUAUGAUCAUGGGUUCAAAUUCAGUUGUGGAUAUGAUAGAGGCCUCCUCAGGGGUUCAUUUUUCUGGAUUUCAUAUGGAUGGCUUAGAGCAAAGACAGAAGGUGGAGCAACCGACAACCUCAGCACAUGAAAACAUGCAUAAGCAGCCUUUUGUUAUUGGGGUUGCUGGCGGGGCAGCUUCUGGUAAGACGACAGUUUGUGAUAUGAUUAUACAGCAGCUUCAUGAUCAGCGGGUUGUUCUUGUUAACCAGGAUUCUUUUUAUCAUAAUCUGACUGAGGAGGAACUUAAACGAGUACAUGAAUACAACUUUGACCAUCCUGUUACUCGAUUGACAGUCAAGUUUUGCUUACAGCUGUUCGAUGCCGUUGGAUGA